Messenger RNA from Dentiscutata erythropus, 942 nucleotides. The record is from the annotation of a GenBank genome assembly. Lineage: Eukaryota; Fungi; Glomeromycota; Glomeromycetes; Diversisporales; Gigasporaceae.
AUGGGAUGUUUCUCGUCUAAAUUAAGCGAGCAAUCGAAGUCUAUAGACUCGCAAAAUGCACAAACUGACAUUUCGACCGAAUUUCAAUACAUUGAUGGUAGAAGAUUUCAUAAUGUGGAAAAUGCGAUAUAUCCUUUACCAAACGAUGACAAUGAAUUAGACAGACUACACUUACAACAUUUCUUGAUAAGAUAUAUCUGGCAGAGCAACUUUUCUGCACCAAUCAAUCAGAUUUUAUCUAAUCCGGGUAGCAAAAUCCUCGAUGUUGGGUAUGUAAAUAUUACUACAGUUGUUGGGUUAGAUUUAUCCCCAUUACUACCGACACAAAUAAAACCUAAAAAUUUCAAAUUCGUUAAAGCAAAUGUUCUGGAAAGAUUACCAUUUGAAGAUGAUACUUUUGAUUUUGUAUUUCAACGAUAUAUGUUCACUGGAUGUCCCAAGGACAGGUGGCCAUAUUUAAUAAAUGAGAUAAUUAGAGUUUUAAAACCGGGUGGAUUCUUAGAAUUAUGCGAGCCUUCUAAAAUGUUUGAUUUAGGACCAGCAACACAACGUUUGUUUGAUGCUGAAGUAGAAAUAUUAGAUCAACGAGGCCUAGAUGGUGAUAUAUUUCAAAAUUUAGAUGGCUAUAUACAAAACCAAGGUCAAUUAGAAAAUAUUAAGAAAGAAAUAAGACCAUGCCAUUAUGGUAUAAAGUCUAAUAAUAUCAAGCUUAGUGAAGUGGCUAUCAGUAAUAUGGUUACCGCGUAUGCAAGUUUUAAAUCUGCUUUAUUAAAAAUAUUGCAAAUUCCUAAUGAAGAAUUUGAUGAGUUGGUUAAAGCAUCGGAAAAAGAAUUAUUAGAGUUCGGUACUUAUAAUUAUUUAGCUCGUAUCUAUGCAAGUAAAGUUAUUGUUAAUGAUAGUGAAACUGAAAUUAACAUAGAAGAGCCUAAUGAAAACAUUUAA